UCAAGUCAAUGUCGCCAUGCCAACUGUACCGUUGCUUUGUGUUCUUCUUGCGGGGGCUUGGAUCGCUCCCAUCGCUGCUGAUGAUGACUGCAGUUCCCUUCUUCAACUUCCAUCCCGGGUACGUGUGAAGCCAAUCACAGGCAACUUGCCGACGGAACGUUUUCCUGAGCUGAGUCUGAUUCGCAGCAGCAGUGUGAAGAGAUUCCAGCUACCACCGUCAGAGAUGUCGAAUUGGAUUGCCGUAGACGUGCUGCUGCUCUUGAUGGCCUUUGCUUUAAGCCCAGUGCUAGUCCUGCGGGGAGGCUCAGCCGCCUUUCUGCUGGGGUGCUAUUUGGCCUCCCUCCUGGGGGUGAAGCUUUUAGUGAAGAAGAUGAUCAGCUUAGGUUUCCCAUAUCCUGACAGCAUCAAUGCCUUUCAUAUGGCUGGUGUAGUGCUGGUGACGCUGAUCACACAGCUCUCCUAUACGAGCUGUCGGAGCUCCACUGUUACCGUGACGGGUGGGAGCGAAUCCGGCCACGACCCGCCGCGCGCCCAGUGCGGCUGGGCCACCGAAGCCAUGGAGGUCUUGCCCAUCGCCUUGCUCAGUGGCCUCUCGCUCAUCACGGGCCCUUCGCCCCGAGGUCUAGCGUACGGAACGCCGUCCCUCACCAUGAUCCACGCCCAUGUGCCGAGCGAAGUUCCGUUGUUCACCUAUGCCUAUGAGCUCUUCAAGCAGAAGCGCCAAAUGGACAGCCGCAGUAUUUUAGCGGUGCUCUUGGCGUGCGGUGGCAGCGCCUUCUGCGUCCAAGGGGUCUCUUGGCAGACGGAGUUGCUCUUGGGCCUCUCAAUCCCGGUAACCGUCUCCUCGGCGCUUCUGGCCGCCUCCUCGGCCACCCUGCGCGCCGUGCGCGGCGUGUGGCAGGAGGAGCUCACGCGCCGGUCGCGCCGGUCGCCCAUGCGCGUGGUCCUUUGGAGUUCCGUGUGGUGCCUCUUCCUCAGCUGCAUCUUCAUGUGCUACAACGAUGGCCUCGCUGCCUUCCGUGCACUUGGGACCGCCUCUGUGGAGCUGAAGUUGAUGUUCGCUGGCUCCAUGGUCGCCAGCAUUGGUCUGAACGUCUCGCAGAUUUUGGUGGUGAAAAGGAUGGGUGCCUUGCUCCAGAGCAUCAUUGGGAACUUGCAUGUGAUCUUGCUGCUGGCCUUAUCACAAGCCUUUCUUCAUGAGAUGAUCAUGCCUUACCAAUACUUGGGCAUCAUCCUGCUUGCCAUCGGCACCUUUGUGAGCAAAGUGGACGCCCAUGAGAAAGAGGCCGCGCCCGGUCCGAACUUGGACGAUUUCCUCCACAGGAAGCUGCCGGGCACGGGCGGCUCGGAAAGCCCAGUCGACUCCGACUGAGCGAACCUCCCCCAAGGCCGGACGGAGGUCCGGUGGCACGGGCCCCGCGAACACCACAGCAGUUUGCCUUUAUGUGAACAUGGCCAAACUUGUUGGCAACUGCCACCUGCAGGAGGGUGAUUUUCGAAGCUGAAAAGCACAACCUCGUCGAGGAGGGGCACCCGCAAAGAUUUGAAAAAAGACCUGCUUGAAGCUCCG
Messenger RNA from Durusdinium trenchii, 1570 nucleotides. NCBI's taxonomy places the organism in Eukaryota, Dinophyceae, Suessiales, Symbiodiniaceae. The record is from the annotation of a GenBank genome assembly.